AGAUAAAGUAAGGGAGAGAGAGAAACAUCAGAUGCCCCCACCCGGAUCCAACUGCAACCCAAGUAUGUGCCCAAAUCGGGAUUUGAACUCGCCACCUUUUGUGUACGGGAUGACGCUUCAACCAAUUGAGCCACCCGGCCAGGGGCAAGGUCAUGGGAGUGAUGUCAUGGUCAUGUGACUGCUGCCUGUACUCAUUCCCUCUGCUUCCCUGGUACUAACAUUCCGAAAAGCAAAUUGUGUAACCUGCCUCCAGCUCACCGGGACAGAGGCCUGAGCAGAAACAUUUCAUCCUGAUGGCUGACUCUAAACCACUCCCCUCCCUUGACUGGGACCCCGUGGCUGCAGAAGCCUUGCUUCGGGACGUGUUUGGGGUUGUUGUGGAUGAAGUCAUUUGGAAAGGGACCAGUGCUUCCGAGAAGGUCUGCGAGUGGAAGGAGCCGGAGGAGCUGAAGCAGCUGCUGGAUUUGGAGCUGCGGAGCCAGGGGGAGUCAAAGGAGCAAAUCCUGGAGCGGUGCCAGGCUGUGAUCCGCUACAGCGUGAAGACCUGUCACCCUCGCUUCUUCAACCAGCUCUUCUCAGGGUUGGAUCCCCAUGCCCUGGCCGGGCGUAUUGUCACCGAGAGCCUCAACACCAGCCAGUACACUUAUGAAAUCGCCCCCGUGUUUGUACUCAUGGAAGAAGAGGUGCUGAAAAAGCUCCGGGCGUUGGUGGGCUGGAGCUCUGGGGAUGGGGUCUUCUGCCCUGGUGGCUCUAUCUCCAACAUGUAUGCGGUGAACCUGGCCCGCUAUCAGCGCUUUCCCGAUUGCAAGCAGAAGGGCCUCCGGGCACUGCCACCCCUGGCCCUCUUCACAACGAAGGAGUGUCACUACUCCAUCAAAAAAGGAGCUGCUUUCCUGGGACUUGGCACCGACAGUGUCCGAGUGGUCAAGGCAGAUGAGAGAGGGAAGAUGAUCCCUGAGGAUCUGGAGAGGCAGAUCAGCCUGGCCGAAGCUGAGGGUGCUGUGCCGUUCCUGGUCAGUGCCACCUCUGGGACCACUGUUCUGGGGGCCUUUGAUCCCCUGGAAGCAAUUGCUGACGUGUGCCAGCGUCGUGGACUGUGGCUGCACGUGGACGCCGCCUGGGGUGGAAGCGUCCUGCUGUCACAGACACACAGACAUCUCCUGGAUGGGAUCCAGAGGGCUGACUCCGUGGCCUGGAACCCCCACAAGCUCCUCACAGCAGGCCUGCAGUGCUCAGCUCUCCUUCUCCGUGACACUACGAAUCUGCUCAAGCGCUGCCACGGGUCCCAGGCCAGCUACCUCUUCCAGCAGGACAAGUUCUACGACGUGGCCCUGGACACGGGAGACAAGGUGGUGCAGUGUGGCCGCCGGGUGGACUGUCUGAAGUUGUGGCUCAUGUGGAAGGCACAGGGCGGGCAAGGGCUGGAGCGGCGUGUCAACCAGGCCUUUGCCCUUGCCCGAUACCUGGCGGAGGAGAUGAAGAAGCGGGAAGGAUUUGAGUUGGUCAUGGAGCCAGAGUUUGUCAAUGUGUGUUUCUGGUUUGUGCCUCCCAGCCUGCGGGGCAAGCAGGAGAGUCUGGAUUACAGUGAAAGGCUGGCUAAGGUGGCCCCAGUACUCAAGGAGCGCAUGGUGAAGGAGGGCUCCAUGAUGAUCGGCUACCAGCCCCAUGGGACCCGGGGCAAUUUUUUCCGCUUGAUCGUGGCCAACCCCGCGCUGACCCAGGCCGACAUGGACUUCCUCCUCAACGAGCUGGAACGGCUAGGCCAGGACCUCUGAGUCCUCCUUUCACUGUUGGCCUUGACCCUCCUUCCUCCCCUCUGGCUCUGCGUAUCCCCUCCCCGUGUUCCCAGACCAAUCUUUUUAGGAAACAGAGUGGCUGUAAUAACGUUUAUAUCCUUUGACCUACUAACUCUCCUCUUAAAUAUGUGAUAUUAGGAGAAUGUUUAAUAAACUACAGAGUAUUCUUAUGAUAGAAUGUUAGGCUGCCUUUAGAAUUAUGUUUACAAAAAGGGUGUUUAUUGAUAUGAGAAAAAUAAUUUUAAUAUAAUGUUGAAAAAUCUGGAUAUAGUACUUUAUAUAUUAUAAUAUCUGAGCUAUAUUAAAACAUACAUAGAAAAAGACUGAUGAAAUAUGCCAAAACGUUAAUAGUUUUACCUCAGAUGGUAUUACAGGCACUUUAGAAAUUAACUUCUUACUCUGGCCAGUAUGAAUUGGUUGGGUAUUGUCCCAUGUACCAAAAGGUUGCAGGUUUGAUUCCUGGUAGGGGGCGUGCAGGAGGCAGCCGAUCGAUGUUAUGCUCUCACAUGAAUGUUUCUCUCUCUCUCUCCCUCUCUAAAAAGUAAAAAUAAAUUUAACUUUUCAUGCCUUUUGUGCUCCCUCCUUUUAUCAUAAAAUGAAUAUGCAUUACUCUUACAAUAGAAAAAUGAUAAAGUUAAAAUUUCAACUAUAUUAUUUUGGUAUGAUUAGGAGUUUGUUACCUUUCAAGCAAGUAAUGGAGAAUACAAAUUAAAUUUUUUUUAAGGCAGUGAAAGAUCCCAAAAAUCUUUAGUGGGAGGGGAAAGGCCCAAAGUGGAGGCACUCUAAAAUUAAUUGUACUUUAGUGACAUCGAAACAAAAUGGGCACUGACGGUAUCUUGAGACCAGAGCCUUAUCCACUUACACUUAAAAAUUCUCACCAGCUUGGCUGGGGUAGCUCAGUGGUUGAGCAUCGACCUAUGAACCAGGAGGUCAUA
This is a messenger RNA of Myotis myotis, 2731 nucleotides long. RefSeq names its product cysteine sulfinic acid decarboxylase (gene CSAD). Gene Ontology annotation, biological process: carboxylic acid metabolic process. Bases 294 to 1775 code for a protein of 493 amino acids. Gene Ontology annotation, cellular component: cytoplasm. Gene Ontology annotation, molecular function: pyridoxal phosphate binding; sulfinoalanine decarboxylase activity. NCBI's taxonomy places the organism in Eukaryota, Metazoa, Chordata, Mammalia, Chiroptera, Vespertilionidae. The record is from RefSeq and is a predicted model, not a curated record. The transcript is spliced from 16 exons.